AUGGGCACCACGAGGCUUCUCUGGGUCUGUUCUUGGGCUUCAUCGCUUCCACCGCAUUACCUUCGACACCAUAUGAAACGCCUAUGGCCCAAACCGACAGGAGUUCGUCGCCUCACUCCUACCUUCCACCUCAUGCCAUACUGCCUCAGCUCCCCUUCACACAAUAGCCUCCACUUCAGCCCCAACCAUUCGGUUGGCAGACCGGGGAGCGGUGUGUUUGAGGACACAUGUUGGGACUACGCAAGUUUGUACUUGGCAUGCGGGCCCGGACUUCCUUUUCUUCUACUGCACAGGCCACGGUAUGUUUCCAUUCGUAGAUUUUGCCCCACGUAUGGAGACACUAUCUCUUCUUGCCGUUCUCCCUACCUCCAUCCUAGGUUGUUACUGCAAAAGUGGCUGGGAGAAAUCAUCAUAUUUUCCAGGCCACAUCUAGUACAGCCGUCAUUUGCCAGAUGA
Messenger RNA from Protopolystoma xenopodis, 456 nucleotides. The record is from the annotation of a GenBank genome assembly. Lineage: Eukaryota; Metazoa; Platyhelminthes; Monogenea; Polystomatidea; Polystomatidae.